UCGUGGUUUCAUAGUUUCCUAUCGGGCUUUUCCGCCUGUGAAGCCAGAGGCGUGCCAGUAGUAGAGAUGGCGUCGAGGGGGGUUCGGCACAGAAAGGGCAGCAAGCAGGAUGUAAACACGGUGCACCCCAAUAUUAACAGCGAGCCCACAUCCACGGAGGAGACUCGGAAUGAUUGGUACCCAGUGCGUUACUCUGCUCCUUUUAUCUGGCCUCUCUCCUAUUGCAGAGCUCUCUCUUCCAGUAAAGCAGGGCAGGUGUGGGCCCCUGAGGGCUCCACAGCCUUCAAGUGUCUGAUCUCCGCCCGCUUCUGUGCAGCCCUGCUCAGCAACAUCUCCGACUGCGAUGAGACCUUCAACUUCUGGGAGCCUACCCAUUUCCUCCUGUAUGGAGCGGGCUUUCAGACCUGGGAGUACUCCCCAGCCUCUGCUAUCCGGUCCUAUGCCUACCUGUGGCUGCACGCUGCUCCAGCCUGGUUCCAUGCCAGGGUCCUGCAGACCAGCAAGGUCCUGGUGUUUUAUUUCUUACGAUGUCUUCUGGCCUUCCUGUGCUGUGUCUGCGAGCUCUAUUUCUACAAAGCGGUGUGUAAGAGGUUCGGGCUGCACGUGGGUCGGGUAAUGCUGGCGUUCCUGGUCCUCAGCACUGGCAUGUACUGCUCCGCAGCAGCAUUCCUGCCCAGCACAUUCUGCAUGUACACCACGCUCGUAGCCAUGACGGGCUGGUUCAAUGACAACACCCCUGUCUCUGUACUGGCUGUGGCAGCAGGAGCCAUCGUGGGCUGGCCCUUCAGUGCAGCUCUGGGGUUGCCCAUUGCGUUUGACUUGCUGCUGCUCAAGAGGAGAUGGAAGAGUUUCCUCACCUGGGCUCUGAUAGCCCUGCUGCUGUUCCUGGGUCCUGUUGUAGCCGUAGACAGUUACUACUAUGGGAAGCUGGUGAUCGCUCCUCUCAACAUCGUGCUGUACAAUGUCUUCAGUCCGCACGGGCCAGAUCUCUACGGCACAGAGCCCUGGCAUUUCUACCUGGUGAACGGCUUCCUCAAUUUCAACGUGGUGUUCGUGCUGGCUCUGCUGUCCCUUCCUGUGACUGCUGUGAUGGGGGCUCUGCUGCAGCGCUUCAGCGUUCAGAACCUGGGCCGGCCCUACUGGCUCACGCUGUCCCCCAUGUACAUCUGGAUGCUGGUCUUCUUCACCCGCCCCCACAAGGAGGAGCGCUUCCUGUUUCCAGUCUACCCGCUCAUCUGCCUGUGUGGAGCCGUGGCGCUGUCCUCCCUGCAGAAAUGCUACCACUUCCUGUUCCAGCGCUAUCGCCUGCAGCACUACACCGUCUCGUCUCACUGGCUGGCUCUGGGGACAGUGCUUCUGUUCAGUGUGCUGUCACUGUCCCGCUCUGUCGCACUCUUCAGAGGAUAUCACGCGCCCCUCGACCUCUACCCAGAAUUCCACCGCAUCGCUAAGGACCCCACUCUCCACACGGUUCCUGAAGGCAGGCCUGUGCACGUCUGUGUGGGGAAGGAGUGGCAUCGCUUUCCUAGCAGCUUCCUGCUGCCUGACAACUGGCAGCUGCAGUUCAUCCAGUCGGAGUUCCGGGGCCAGCUUCCCAAACCCUUCUCUAAAGGAGGGUCCCCCACGCAGAUCAUCCCCACCCACAUGAACGACCAGAACCGGGAGGAGCCCUCUCGAUACAUGGAUCUCAAGCACUGCCACUAUUUAGUGGACCUGGACACUACGUCAGAGACGCCACGGGAACCACGCUACACAGCCAACAGCGAGGAGUGGAGCGUCAUCGCGUCCAAACCUUUCCUGGACAUCACCAGGUCAUCACAGCUGCUGCGGGCCUUUUUCGUUCCCUUUCUGUCGGAGCAGCACACGACUUACAUAAAAUACGUCAUCCUGAAACCCAAGAGACCAAAGCAAGGCAGGAAAAGAACACAUCCGUGACCUCGCAGCUCGGACCGGACCGGACCGAGCAGCCUGCUCCCAACAGGACCUCCGAACAGCCCUCAUUCACAGCCUUACUGUGGGAAAUACACCCAGACACACAGUUUGUAUGUCUUAGUCAAUCACAAGUGACCAGUUCAGCGGCAUGUGUCCUGUUUGAUGGUCCUUGAAAAAGCCUAUUACACUGUAUUGGCCGAGCUGUACUUUUGUUUGUGUGUCGUGUUAAUAUUUUGCAGAUCAUG
Molecule: messenger RNA, 2177 nt
Organism: Acipenser ruthenus (sterlet)
Lineage: Eukaryota; Metazoa; Chordata; Actinopteri; Acipenseriformes; Acipenseridae
Product: alpha-1,2-mannosyltransferase ALG9-like
Exons: 15
Coding region: 67-1935 (622 amino acids)
Biological process (GO): protein N-linked glycosylation
Cellular component (GO): endoplasmic reticulum membrane
Molecular function (GO): alpha-1,2-mannosyltransferase activity
Source: RefSeq, a predicted model, not a curated record